GGCGGGGCCGGGCGGGACCCCCCGGGCCAGCAGGAUGGUCCCAGCAGCCGGCAGCGCUGCCCCGGAGCAGGAGCCCCUGCUGGAGGAUGCCGUGGGCACCGCGUACAGCCGGCAGAAGCCACGGGACCGCUGGCACGGGGCCUACCUCAUAUUUUUCCUCCUGGGCAUCGGGUCCCUCCUGCCCUGGAACUUCUUCAUCACGGCCAAACACUACUGGAGGUACAAGCUGCAGAACUGCUCAGAUGAGCCUGGCCCGGUGGGGCAGGUGGCCUCAGACCUGCAGGACUAUUUUGAGAGUUACAUCUCCAUUGCUUCCACCGUACCCUCAGUGCUGUGCCUGAUUGGAAACUUCUUGCUUGUCAACAAGGUCGCUGCCAGGGUGCGGAUCCUGUCGUCCCUCUUUGUCAUGCUGGCUGUGUUCCUGGUGAUCACGGUGCUGGUGAAGGUGGACACCUCCACCUGGACCACGCCCUUCUUCGCCCUCACGGUCGGCUGCGUGGCCGUGGUCAGCAGUGCCUCCACCGUCUUCUCCAGCAGCAUCUUUGGCCUCAGCAGCUGCUUCCCCAUGAGGAACCUGCAGGCUCUGCUCUCAGGGCAGGCCAUGGGUGGCACCGUCAGCGCCGUGGCCUCCGUGAUCGACCUGGCAGCGGCGGCCGAUGUCACCGACAGCGCCCUGGCCUACUUCCUCACCGCCGACAUCUUCAUCGUCAUCUGCAUCAUGGUGUACCUGCUCCUGCCCAGGCUGGAGUACUCCAGGUAUUACCUGAGCAGCCAGAAGGAGAGCCCCUCUCUGGUCACCGUGCCCCCCAACAGCUCCAUGGAGGACGAGGCAGAGGCAGGAGGCACCGUGAACUCCUACCUCCUCCCAAGAAGUGCUGGCAUCCCCCCACUCCGCCCCAUCCUGCACAAGACCGCCCUCCUUGGCUUCUGCCUCUUCUACGUCUUCUUCAUCUCCAUCGCCAUCUUCCCUUCCCUCUCCUCCAACAUCGAGUCUGUCAGCAAAUCCUCGGGAAGCCCAUGGAGCACCAGGUACUUCACACCACUCACCUGUUUCCUCCUGUACAACUUUGCUGACUGGUGUGGGAGGCAAGUCACUGCCUGGAUCCAGGUGCCUGGCCCCAAGAGCAAGCUGCUGCCUGUCCUCGUCCUCCUCAGAACCAUCUUCCUCCCUCUCUUCAUCCUCAGCAACUACCAGCCCCGGGCUCACAUCCGGACCGUGGUGUUCAACAGGGACAUCUACCCCGUGGUGUUCACGGCGCUGCUGGGGCUCAGCAACGGCUACCUGGGCACGCUGGUCAUGGUCUACGGCCCCAAAAUCAUGCCCAAAGAGCUGGCUGAGGCAGCAGGGGUGGUGAUGUCGUUCUACCUCGUGCUGGGGCUGGCUCUGGGCUCUGCCUGUGCCGUUUUCGUGGUGCACCUCGUGUAG
Lonchura striata (white-rumped munia) is the source of this 1426-nucleotide messenger RNA. RefSeq names its product solute carrier family 29 member 3 (gene SLC29A3). Lineage: Eukaryota; Metazoa; Chordata; Aves; Passeriformes; Estrildidae. Gene Ontology annotation, cellular component: Golgi apparatus; plasma membrane. Gene Ontology annotation, molecular function: nucleoside transmembrane transporter activity. The record is from RefSeq and is a predicted model, not a curated record. Gene Ontology annotation, biological process: nucleoside transmembrane transport.